Molecule: messenger RNA, 9195 nt
Organism: Heterostelium album PN500
Lineage: Eukaryota; Evosea; Eumycetozoa; Acytosteliales; Acytosteliaceae
Exons: 13
Coding region: 1-9195 (3064 amino acids)
Biological process (GO): apoptotic DNA fragmentation
Molecular function (GO): deoxyribonuclease II activity
Source: RefSeq, a predicted model, not a curated record
AUGCAAGCUCUCAAACAAUAUAUUUUUACUGUAACCGUGAAACUUAUUCAUCAAGCAACAUCGAAUAAUGGCAGUGUUAACUUUGUGGCUACGAAACUCAAAUUAAUAGAUCUAGAAGUGAGUAUCACCCAAUCUGGCACACCCCAACUAAUGACAUGCCAAACCCUUGGUCCAUCUACUCCUAAUUCCAAAAAAUUUAUUAAAAAUGUAUUUGAUUUUUUUAAACUACAUCAAGACCCAAGUAAUAUGAGAGUACCAAGUAAAAUAGCAGUUGGAGCAACAACCGUUUUUACUGCCGACAAUGUUAAUGGUAUCAAGACCGCCACUUUAGAUGGCCUCGCUGCUCCUCUUCUCACACGAUACAUCAAUGACCAAUCUAUGAGUUUCCAAGUUCCAAUCGGAUUCCCACUUGGCAACAAUAAUUUAAAUUUAUCCGGAGAUGCAGGCGAAUUAUUAUUUGGACCACUUCCCGUCCAAUUAUUUGUUAUUCAAUUAAAUAGUAUUGAAGUUGUUGACUUUGUUGAGGUUCCAACUGUAAAGAUCACUGGUAUAGGUUUGGAUAAUAUGGGCUUUCUUCCAAAAGUGUUAAUGACCGAUUCCAGCAACGCUGUUACCAAAUGCUUGGUCGAAGUUAAGACAACCUAUGUCACCAUACUUUGUCUACCAGAAGCCAAAAAACCUGGAUCCUACAAAAUCGAAAUCCAUUUAGGCAAAUAUGGAGUAACCUUGACCCAAAAUAAUUUUAAUUUUCAUUCAUCACUUUUGAUUAGAGAAAGAGUGUUUGAUCCCACUAAAGAAAAUAAAAUGGUGGUCUUUACCAAAGAUAUUGUCAGAGAUAACGUCGGUAUUGUAGAGCCGAAAUUCUAUGAUUCCACAAAUCCUCUCACAAGUACUCUCUUACCUACAAUGGUAUUGAUAUCGAAAGAAUUACAUUAUCAAAUCGAUGUCACCAUUCCAGUAGAGAGAGAUUUUCUUAAUUCCAAUCCAAAUCAUCAAUAUAAUAUCGAAAUGCGUUGGACUCCCAAUCCACCAACAGUCAUUCCAAGUACAAUCAUUCCUAUUUCAUUCUCGCGAUCCAAUCCGGUCAUUACAAAGAUCUAUCCACCCACCGCCAGAUAUUCUUUCCAAAACUUCGAUACCGACCCAGUGAUAACACAAAUCACCAUCUAUGGAACUGGAUUCGAUUCUAGAAUCGCACCACAAAUUGAAUUCACUGAAAAAGGUGCUUUUACCGGUAAAUUCAAUUGUGAAACCAUUCAAAUCAACACCUAUCUCACAUGUUUUAUCAAGAGUCAACGUGAAAUCCUUACCGAAGUCCGAUUAAUCUAUAAUAAUGACAUUCAAUCUGAUCCAUUCGAUUUCAAUUUCUUUGGUUUGUCCUGUUUGGGUCGUUCACCAGACCUCAAUGUUCCGAAUCUUCCAGUGGAUUGGUCGUUCACCUAUAAGUUCCGUGAGAACGAAGACACUCCCAUUGCCGAGAAAGAUAACUAUCUCUAUAUUGACAAUAAAUACGAUCUCAACGUCGAGCGACACAAAGGAUUGACAGAUAUCUCCAGCUCGCUAUCACCAAUGGCAGCGACAUUCGAUCAAAUCAAAUAUGGUUACUCCUAUUACUUCUACAAUGACCAGGUCGGAAUGCGUAACCCAGACGGUUCCAUGGUGAAGCCGAAAGUCGAUCCCCUUAAACAGAAAAGUAUUUACACUGCAGCCAAUUCCAAACCUGGACAUACCAAAGGUCUGGUUAUUUACGACCACAAUACAGGAAGUGGACUUCACAUUAUCCAUUCACAACCAUACUGGCCAGCUUUCACAUACAACAGUCCGACCGCGCCAACCGGUGAACCACUAACAAAAGCACCACCAUAUGAUUAUUACGAAAUCAAUACACCUAAUUGGCUUGGUGAUAAAUCACUGAAUCAACAUUUCUAUUGUUAUACAUUCGGUGCUUCUACCGACGUAAACACCGGAAUCAAUAUUGUUUCUAGAUACAUUGGUCAAAAUAUUCCAUUGAUAUUCCAAUCGGUCCAAAAUUUAAAAAAUCCACAAUUCACAUUGCUAAAUGCUCUCAUAGAUCCCAAUGGUGUUACAACAUCGAUAGAUCCCAUUACAACAAUUUGUGAUGCAGAAACUGCCAAUGCUUUUCCAUCCCUUAAAGAUAAAUGCUGGUGGCAUACCGACAUGACAACCAAAAGCGGUAUCAAAUUGAAUAUUUUUUCGAAAGCAUCUAAUAACUACAAAGAAAAGAAAGUUCAAAUGGUUAAAGUACGUAAACCUGUCCCAGGUGCUGCUCUCUAUGUCAAACCAAAUCCUAAUGAAAAGUAUAUUUUGGAGGGUUUCGAUAUCUAUGAGCGAAUGCUUGAAACUUUCAAUCCGACUGCAAACGGUAGACCGUUUUUCGUUCAGACUCUUCAGAUGGGUGGUGCAAAGAGAAAGUACCAAACAUUGGAAAAUCAAAAACUGUUGGCAAAUGUCGAAGACUCUCUAGAAACCACCAAUCCGGAGAAUCUCGAAAAUGGUUACAUUCAUCACUCCGCUAGAGACCAUUCCAAAUUGAUGUUUAACAUGCGCCCACAGCCAUGGUCUGAUACGAGGUUCGACAAUAUCUUCUGUGCAGGUGAUAGCAAUCGUCAUAAUGGUCAAGGUAUACGUGGAGGUGGUGCCGCCUGUUUCUUCAGCAAGGAGCUAGUCAACUAUUUUAGCAACAGAGUUGGUCGUUAUACCAAUAUUAUACGAGCUAAUGAAGAGGAUCUCUUUGUCAUUCAGUCAUUUGGUAUCGCUACUAUUCCCACUUGGAUGAGAUUGGCUGUGAUCGACAUUCUAAUUACUUCUGAAGAUACAAUGAUCCCACCAACCGGUAGCAUUUUUGAAACUCUCCAAUAUGUCACCUUCGAUGGAACGAAUUACGAUUUUAUUCCAACCUAUCCUCCAACCUUAUCGGUCUUAGACGACAAGCGGAAAUUCACAGUGAACAUAUCUAUUUACCGUGCGUCGAGCAGUGAAACUAUUGAGUGGGGUUUGACGUGGUCAUCCAAGGUCAAAGCACAUGCACCCAACCCAAUUCACGUCCAACAACUGAUGGCAAUGGAAACUCCAAGCUUCAAAUUGUGCUAUUGCAUUGUGGAGCCAUGUAACCUUGCUAAUGCCCUGCGUUAUGACACAACAUUUGAUCUCACUACCAACCCAUUUACGUACGUCUCAUAUCUACCGGUGCAGUUUUACUCUCAAUACACAUCCUUUACAGUACCACCCGAUAAUCCAUUGAUAUUUAUCGACAAAUACCUACAAAUUAUGAAAACCAAUAUUGCUUGGCCAACUGAAAUUCCAAACUUUGUUAUGGUUAAAUCAAAUGGACCGACCAGAUUGGAAAACGAUAUUCUCUAUAUUUUCAGUCUCACAUGUCAGGAGGAAGUUGCAUAUGCAUUAACUUUGAAGAUUAUUGAUUCACUAUUAGUUGACAAAACUAAUAUUGAUAAUACAGUUAUUCAAGGAAUGGCAUGGGCAGUCUCCAAACAUAUUAACAAUUUAAUGACAAAACAAACAGGAUCAACAGUGGUUGGUUGUUUCAGGAAUAAUCCGGAAGCUACGUUUGGUGUUGAUUUAGAGGGUGCUUCACUUGGUAGAGUUGCUCCUCCAACUGCCUAUUGGUAUGCUGCCACAUUUUGGGAUUGGAUGGAUGAAUUGGAUGACAAAACACUUGGCCCUGAUCCGAACAUAGUUUUUGGUGAUUUCAACACUCCAUCCGUAAUUCCAUGGACCGAAUUAUUGAAGAAUGUUCAAAAUUGUCAAACUAUCAAGUCGUUAUAUGAUUCGCUGGAUGCCAAAUACCGAGUUAAAGUCAAUGAGAAUAUUUUGUAUUACAACGGAUAUCCAGAACCACCAGUAGUUCCACCUGUCAGUGCAAGUACCAGUCGUUUCAAUUUAUUAUUACAAUUGACAUCAGACAAUAUUCCAUCUUAUACAACUGAUGUUCUCAAAGAACUAUUGGUUGAUCCAGGCUAUUUCACUCAAUCUCAAAUCUCAAAUCUCGAUCAGACUGAAAUCGACAAGAUUUUCGAUUCACUUGCACUUUGGCACUCCACCAACGAUACAAACUAUGGAAUCAAAACAGUCUUGGAAACACCAAAGAGUUCAGCUCAAGCAAACAAACCACUUCAAUUCUUGUCGUCUCUCCUCCUUACUAAUCCAUUGGAACCAUUCGGUAUUUGUGAAUCAUCGCAGCCAUCGGUCAUGAGAUUGUGUGAUCCAUUUUCUUUGGUUUCACUCACCAAACUAUUGCAAACUCACAUCUAUUCUCACCAUGAGCUACUCUCAUUGGAAUCAGACCUAAAGUUCUAUUACAUUGAUAGUAAGCCCGCAGGAUCACCAGUGUUGGCAAUUGCAACACUCAAAGGUAGAAUAUGUGAUUUCACACUUGUUACUCCACCACUAAACACUGUUCAAAUUCAAGAGAGUCUUUGUUUGGGAAGUGGACCAGUCAUUUAUGGUGUUUCUCCUCCCAGCGUUAGACCGACCAACGGUAACUAUCCAUUGGAUAUCUACGCAUUCCAUAUCAAAGCAGGUAUGACAGUGAGCAUUGGAGAUCAAGAUUGUCUUCAAUCCAACUAUAUCAACAGUACCUACAUCCAAUGUAUUGUACCACCUGGUUCCGGAAUUCAAUAUAUUUCCAUUUAUGACGUAUCAACCGAUUCAUAUGAUUCUCAAUCGACAGAGUUCACAUUCUCAUAUGAUUUACCAACCGUUGAUUCUAUUUCACCAAUGAUAAUUCCAACUACUGGAUCUCAGCUCAUCAUCAAUGGUAAAAACUUUGGAAUAGACAAUUCAACAAUUUCAGCUACGAUUGGUGAUAUUCUUCUAAAUCUUGUAUCGGUUAACCAUACAAACAUUAUUGUUGAUAUUCCGGCUGGAACAGGUUCCAAAUUAUUCAUUUCUUUGAAGUUCAAUGGAUAUACGAUUCCAAACACUCUUACAUUCUCUUACCAACCGCCAGCUAUUACUUCGUUCACACCAACCACUGGUAAUGCAUUGGAUAUCUUGAGAAUCGAUGGAUCUGGAUUCGGUAGCAAUGUAACUGGUGUCAAGGUUUAUGUAGGAAUCAAAGAAUGUACAAUUCUUUCAGUCUCAGAUUCAAUCAUUAACUGUAGAUUACCAGUAGGAAUCUCGAACAAAUACAUUUCGAUCCAAACACCAAACACUCAACUUGUCAUGUCAAGUCAAUACUUUAGAUACAAAUCAUCGGUGAUCAACUCACAAUCAGGAUCGAUUCCAACACUAGGAGGAUUAAUGCAAUUCAGAGGUAGUUCAUUUGGUGACUCACUCAAUGAUAUCGCCUAUGCCAAAUUUGAUUCUCAAGCUAUUGAUUGCAAGUCAUUCAACGUAUUUACCGAAUGUAUGAUUCCCAAAGGUAUCAACAAUAACAUUGAACUCAAGAUUGCAUCCGGUGAUUAUCUCAACACAACACUUGUCAACGUCUAUCAGAAUCCUGUUAUUGCAUCUUUGUCAGCAUUGCCACAGCUCAACACUCUAAUCAUUGAAGGAUCCAAUUUAAUUCCAAAUCAAAUGCCAUAUGAUCAAAACUCAUGGAUUGAACUCACUAAUCAACAAUCACAAAUAACCAAAUUCAAUGAAACAUUUGUUAAUGAAGCCAAGAUUUCAGUGAAUUCCAAUGUCCUACAAUCACAAUUCACUUCGGUAAAGGUUGUUAUUGGAGGACGUCCUUCCAAUGUCAUGAAUAUUCAAUACAACUUUAAUGUAUUUGUUCAACUUUAUCAAGACAAUAAUUUUGAUGGAAUAAGACAACCAAAUGAACCAUUGUUAACUGGAACAGUUAUCUUCUCAACUGGAACUAUCAACCAAACCAUUUCUAUAACUGGAAGUGGAGGUGUGCUCACCACAGCGGCUGGAAUUUACUCUGCCAUCAUUAAUGUCGGUUCCAACUUCGUGGCUCCAUUGAAUAAUUUUAAGGUUGAAGUGUUUGGUAGUAUCACCAAUCAAUACUAUAUUCCAAUUUGGGAAAAGAAAUCUUGUGUUAAAUCCUACACAACGACCGACGGACAAACCAUUGUCACACUCCAAGAAGGAACAAUCAAUUUGAGAAACUAUGGAAUUUGUUCCAACACUCAAAAUUGUUUAUAUCCUAUCACUGUUACUUCUCCACCUCAGUGUAUUGCCACAUCCACCAAUGACGUAGUUACUAUCACCCAAGGAAUUCCACUUACCCUAACAUUCUAUAUGGAUAACAAUUUUAAUGGAAUUAAAGAUGCCAACGAGAAUGCACCAGAUCCAAAUGUUAUUACCAUUAUCUAUUCAAAGGAUGGAAGUGGUAUUAACAAUCAACAAUUUGUGUCAUCCGGACAAGAAACACUUUAUGUUUCGAGUGGAUUGCUUAAAGUUUCAUUCCAAUUCGAUCAAUCAUCAAAACCAACACUCUAUUCAAUCGUCAGUGGUAAAACCUAUGAUAUUUCCGGUGCAGUAUCCGAUUCAUUUGGAUUCUACAAAUGGAACUACGAUUCUGUACCACCGGUUGCAUUCUACAAUUCAUUGAGAUAUAAACUAUCUCUUCCAGUCGGUAAAUAUAAUUUACAAACACUCCAGAAUAUGGGGUGGUUAGUUCAGAGCAAUAAGAUUUCCAACGGUAUAAUUACAGCAAUCAAUGCAUUCAACAAUAACCAAAGAGUUACAUUGUCAUCAUCGAGCACAGAUAUCAAUUCGGUUGUCCUUCAAACCAAUGCACCAUUGGAAAUAUCAGUUUCACCAUUCUCCAAUGUUUUGAUUGAAGUAUCCUAUAUCCCAAUGUUCAACUCGUUCACAGGAUUAGAUCAAGCAGGUGGUCAAACAUCCGCUGAAUUCUUCUCACCCUAUCUUACUCUCCCAUCGAUUUACUAUGGUACUCCAAGCUUCAGCAAUGUAAUGAAUUGUCAAUCUAUCAAUGGAAAUCAAUCACGUGUUCAAUGUAUAAUACCACAGGGAAGAGGAACAGUUCAAUUGUCAAUGAAAUCAACAUCACCAUCACAAGAACAACUCUAUCCAUUCUCAGAGUACAAGAUGCUCUACACAAACACUGUUAUUCAAGGUACUGUCUAUGAAGAUACCAACGCUAACAAUCAAAAAGCUUCUGAUGAAAAUGGUAUUGCUGGAAUUGUUGUUAAGCUUGGAACCACAUUUACAACAACCACCAAUGCUGCUGGUUUCUAUUCGUUCACAGUGCCUUCAGAUCAAUCAAGUUAUGUACUCUCUGUUGUUUCAACUGCUACCUUCUUCCUACCAACCGAAAUUACAGUCAAUCCAACUCAAUUGGUAAAUCAAAACAUUGGACUCCUCAGAUACGAUACAACAAAGAAAUGUCAAGUAACACUCACCUCAGGUACUAAAACUAUGUAUCUACAAUAUGGAACGUUUAACCUUGCAGACUAUGGUUGGUGUAACCCUCAACUUAGUACAACAUGUACAAUGAGUGUGAUUUCAAGUACAACUCCACCAGAUUGUGCUGUGGAUUUCAAUAACCUCUCCUAUGUCAGAGUUAGAUAUGCCAACCUUGUCAAUUUAAAUCUCUAUAUUGAUCAGAAUUUGGAUAAUAUCAUCAAUGAUGGUCCUUCACCAGGAUUAUUUGAACAAACAGUCACCAAAAUAUACAAUUAUUUCCCGGACAAUUCAUAUUCUUUGGUUACAUACACCGGAAGCACUAAAGCAAAUAUUGAUGUUACAAACAAAAUUAUGGUUGAAUUUACACCAGUCAUCAAUACUCGACCAGUGGUAUCUGGUUCUACACAUAUUAUAACCAAUGGUCAGACAUUGAAAUUCCCAUUCUUCAAAUACCAAUACUCAGCUCCAUCUCAGAAAUUCUUUGACCAACCAGGUAACACUGGUCAAACACUCGAACUUCCAAUUGGAGUGUAUGAAAAUGGCUAUCUGUCUGGACUUCCAGUGUCGUGGGUAAACAAAGUGAAAUCAUUCACAGUGGCCACAUCACUCAAAGUUUUAUUAGUCUACAAUGCUAACGCACCAGACUCUUAUGGUGUUUUCUAUACUGAAGGACAACAAGGUGUUACAUCGCCAAAUUUGUUGAAAUUCAUUGUUUACUCAGAUACCGCACUGGUCACAAACAACAUCAAUAUUCCGGUCACUGGUGGCUCGUUCAUGAUUAACAAUUGGUCAAGUCAACCUCCACAAGUUAAAUAUUGUGCAGAUACCAAUGCCCCAUAUACAAUUUGUCCACUAUUAGCUGACCAAUCGAAGUAUCAAUGUCCAAUUCCCGCUGGCUCAUGGAACUGCAAUAUCGACAUUAAAUAUGGAAAUUUGGCAUUGUAUGGAAACUACCAAUUCAGUAGAAUUCCACCCACGAUCACAGGACUCGUCAAACAACCAUCGAGAUUGUUUUCCAACGAACUUUUGAUCAAAGGUGAAAACUUCCCCCCGUCACAAGAACUAUCUUCUUUCUAUUCCUCUGUAUCUUCCGUGAAAAUAGAUACAUAUUCUUGCGUAUUGGUUUCAUUCAUCAACUCCACCACUAUCUCAUGUUUAACAGUUGCUUUUGGAAAUACUAUGCCUGACUCUGGUGUCAUCUCCUUGAGAAUAUCGAAUCAACCAAUGACCUACACCUAUACCUUCAACUACCUUUCUUCGAAAUGUGCUGGGGCUCAGAUUAAAAAUGGAUUAGCAACCUAUAACUAUGCAAUUGGAACAAAUAUAUAUACUAUUUAUACCUUUGAUACUCUGGUUUGUUCAUGGUUUUGCUAUUGCACUGUUUCCACAAACCCUAUUUUUAAUCAAGAUUGGAAUGUUGCUAUGAACUCAAUGACAUACUCUGCAACUAGACCAUCAAUAAUUAAUAUGUAUUUAACUGUAUCAUAUGCAAAAUGUAUUAGUAUUACUCUUUAUCGCGUACCAGGUACACCUCGUCCAAUCCCAAGAACCUUUGAGAAGGGAACUUAUACAUUUACUGCUGCCGAUAGUAUGUAUGCAUUGAUAACUCCACAAAUCGGUUGCAAAGUUGUCAUGUUUUUGGAUGACUCAACAUCAAUCACAGUGGUUUCAUCAUUCGAUCCACAAAAUUUCCCCAACUACCCAUGGAAAUCGACACCACUAUCCAAAAUCAUUAUUUCUGACUUCGAUGAUUACGGUGGUAACCCAGUCACAUCAUCUGGACCGCUUGUUUCUUCACCACCUCUACUCGGAAUGGCCCAAGAUCACCUACAAUAA